Messenger RNA from Talpa occidentalis (Iberian mole), 3061 nucleotides. It is a transcript of the gene MRRF, whose product is annotated as mitochondrial ribosome recycling factor. Lineage: Eukaryota; Metazoa; Chordata; Mammalia; Eulipotyphla; Talpidae. Gene Ontology annotation, biological process: translation. Bases 125 to 913 code for a protein of 262 amino acids. The record is from RefSeq and is a predicted model, not a curated record. The transcript has 7 exons. Gene Ontology annotation, molecular function: ribosomal large subunit binding. Gene Ontology annotation, cellular component: mitochondrion.
CGCACUACGCCCGCGCCGCCGCGCCACCCCGUGACGUCACGACGUCGCUCCGUCGCGGUCGCACGAAUCUUUCCCCAGUACCCUGAGCGGUAGCGGUGGAUUUUCUCGAGGAUUGUCUUCAGUCAUGGCCUUGGGUUUAAGGUGCUUCCGCUUGGUCCACCCUGCCAUUUGCAAUUCCCUUGCGAGCUUCACCAGACCUGUGUCAGAAGUUCCACGGAAGGCAGUGACUGGAAGACAAAAUGACUAUUGGCAGUACUUGGCCUCUCCAGCUAUACCGAGCCGUCACUUUGCCACCAAGAAAGCCAAAGCCAAAGCGAAAGGACAGUCCCAAACCAGAGUGAGUCUUAAUGCUGCCUUGGUUGAAGAUAUAAUCAGCUUGCAAGAGGUGGAUGAAGAAAUGAAGUCUGUGAUGGAAGGACUCAAGGAUAAUUUCAAUAAGACUAUCAAUAUAAGGACCUCACCAGGAUCCCUCGAUCAGAUCUCUGUGGUAACUGCUAAUGGGAAACUUGCUUUAAACCAGAUAGGCCAGAUCUCCAUGAAGUCCCCACAGCUGAUUCUGGUGAAUAUGGCCAGCUUUCCAGAGUGUACAGCUGCAGCUAUCAAGGCUAUAAGAGAAAGUGGAAUGAAUCUGAACCCAGAAGUGGAAGGGACACUCAUUCGGGUCCCCAUUCCCAAAGUAACCAGAGAACACAGGGAAAUGCUGGUGAAACUGGCCAAACAGAACACCAACAAGGCCAAGGAAUCUUUACGGAAGGUUCGUACCAAUGCGAUGAAUAAGUUGAAGAAAUCCAAGGACAAGGUCUCGGAGGACACCAUUAGGCUCAUAGAGAAACAGAUCAGCCAAAUGGCCGAUGACACAGUUGCAGAGCUGGAUCGGCAUUUGGCCGUGAAGACCAAAGAGCUCCUUGGGUGAAAGUCCACCAGGGCCCCUGAACCCCAGAGCCUGGCUUCUCGCGGAGCCCUCGGGUGGCAGAUGGUCACCUCUCGUCCCCGUGCGCGUGGAAGACUGUCACAGUUCAGUGGUCCACCCUGUGAGGCCCCCGCCUUCUGGAGGGACACCCAGACCUGCUCAUCGCUUCCUCCUGCCCCUCCUGUCCCCCUGCUUUGGGCCUCUGGCACGGGUCCCUCUCAGAGGGAGGCUCCAGGGGCCUUUACUUGGGGCGUUUACCUCAACUGUGACGUUGCCCAGUGACUAGGACCCUGGACAAGCUUUGCACCGCCUGCUCCUUGUUUCGGGAAUCUCCUUUUCAAAUGAUGGGUUGGGCCCUGUCCCCAACCUGAAAUCUGCUGGGACCUUCACCUGUGACUGCAGACCUUUGCUGGAGGCCCGUUACACCGAAUACAGCUCUGAAUAAAGUGGGACGCAUAACCACCAAGGAGAGCAGAGUCCGUCUGAAUCCCUGUUCUCCAGACCUGUCCGUGUGUUGCACAUUCAGUCCUGUGCCCCUGAGUCAUCUUCACACUCGCUCCUUCUCUGCCUGGACCACUCUUCCGCUCCCCUCCCGGCCAGUUCAUCCUUCGCGCUCAGCUCCUAUCGUACUUCCUCCAGGAAGUCUUCCUUUUCCUCCCAACCUCCCGCCCCUGCUAUCGCCUCUCAUAGCACUGUCUGCUGUUCUUAUCGGAACCUUAAUUGUUCUUUUGAUAACCAGUGUGUACAUCUUCAGUUCCUCGGAACUUGGCAUCAUGCCUGGGACAUGGUAGGCACUCAGAGGCUGUUGAUGAGUCGCACGUAGUAGCUCCUCAACAGCGCUGGCUUCUUUUCCUUUCUCCCCAAUCCUGACACUUCAUCCUGUCAUUUUCCACCCUGGUCUUUGUCCUCAGCGUUCGCUUGGUCAUGCAAUACCCUCCCUCCAGGGCUGCCACAGGCUUGUGGUUUGUUGUGGCUCCUCUGUGGGUACAGAGUUAAGUGUUUUCCCUCCAAUAAUGUUUUCUUCUAUUGGUUCAUUCAUUCGUUCAUUCGUUCAUUCUGUAGCCAUCGUGAGCUAGACACUGCUCUGGGAGGUAUUUUUAACCUUCACAGUGAACUUGUAUUAUUUCCAUUUUGUAAAUAGGAAAACUGAGACUUGCCAGUAUUAGGAUACUUGCCCAAAGUAACAAAGCUAGUAAGUGAUAAGAGGCUUUCAUCGUCCAAUUUCAGCCUCAUCCUCCAGAGCGCAGGUUGCGCAGAGAGGAACCCACAGCUCGCGCCGCGGACGGGGGUUCAGAUGGAGGUCUGCCCCGCAGCGUGUCUCCACCCCUCACGACCCCUGCUUUUGUAAACUCUUAGCACCAACUUUAGGUCAGCCACUGGGCUAUGCCCUAGGGACACAAAAUGGGUCAGAGGGAGCCCUGUCUUGAGGAGUGCCUGGCACCCUGGACCAAGUUUCCAUGUCUCGGGGAAAAACUAGUUCAUUCCAGUUCUGCUGUGUGUCUGCCUCUCAGCCGGGCCCCUGGAUCCUAGUGUGUGCCUUCAGAGCAGCCUCCCACUGGUCUCUGCUGCCUGACUCUGUCCCUCCUAGAGGUAACGGUGGGCGCACUCCUGCCCUGCUUGUACGGCCCGAGCACACUACAUAACAGCGUGGGAUUCAUGGGCAGAACUCGUUCAAAGAUGAAAGAAGCCAACACAAUCUGCCCACUUACCUGUCCUCGCUCCGACCCGAUUUGCCAGCGCCGAGUAGCCAUCACACCAUCGGAAGUCAGCUGGGGGAGAUCAGGGAUAGAAAUAGCAAUCAAGAGCCUUCUCAGGGGGUAAGCCACAUGGCGAGGGCUUUGCAAGUCUUUCGUGAGUGGCCGAAAUCCCCCACUCACUGCAAAUGUGCUUCUCAAAGAUGCAGGAUUUUUUAAUAAACAGAGGAAAUGAUAAAUUAUGUUGUAACUCCACUCCAAAGGCAUUUGGUUCUUAACAGCCAAAUCCUCUGUAGUCUUUAAAUAAACAAAAACUUAUUUGGUGAACAGACGGGGGGAAAAUGAAAGAUUUUCUGUACUUGGGUCCCACAUGUCAACAAUUUCUCUCCUGUGUGUGUGUUGGCCAAAGCCGUAUAUCAUGAUAAAUGAAUAAAGGAAAACCUCGAGCCCAGGGCGG